Penicillium alfredii is the source of this 1506-nucleotide messenger RNA. Its product is annotated as Zn(II)2Cys6 transcription factor domain-containing protein. The transcript is spliced from 2 exons. NCBI's taxonomy places the organism in Eukaryota, Fungi, Ascomycota, Eurotiomycetes, Eurotiales, Aspergillaceae. Gene Ontology annotation, biological process: regulation of DNA-templated transcription. The annotation marks the transcript as partial. The record is from RefSeq and is a predicted model, not a curated record. Gene Ontology annotation, molecular function: zinc ion binding; DNA-binding transcription factor activity, RNA polymerase II-specific.
CCAAUAAGCCUGUCAAAGUCAUCAAAAAUGAGCACCGGACAGCUCCCUAAGAGUGUCAAGGUUCGCUCCACUUGCAAUGCCUGUCAACAGGCCAAAAUCCGCUGCAGUCAUGAGAAACCCUCGUGUCGACGAUGCCAGAAACAUAAGAUCGACUGCAUCUACAGCGUCUCUCGACGGCUGGGAAGACCGGCAAAGAAAACGGAUCCACGGUCAACCAUCAGCGAUCAGGAUGGAGGUUCACCGUCGCCGAUAGAAGGUAUUUCCGAUGAGAAGCGAACCCAGAAACAGACAAGGAAGAGAUACCAGAGCUCCAAGUCGAAGACUAUGGGAUCUAUAAGCAAAUGUGGCAAUGCCUCUCAGGAUAUCCCCAUCGGUGAUAACACUCAGAUGCCCAUUCUUAUGGAAAUGAACUCAAGCGGAGUCUCUGAAGGGCUUGAGAUGGAUUUACCGCCAGAAAGUUGGUUGCAGGAGUUGAUGUCGACACAUAUCAAUGACGCUGUUAGUACCACGACUUCAUCGCUGGUCUACGGCGAUGUCAGCUGGGAUGCCCCGUUUGAGCUCUUUCCAGAGAGCUUUAAACACCAUGGGCCCAUCGAUGGCUACCAGUCAGGGGAUGAAUAUCUCUCAGUGCCCAUAAUACCCGAAUCGGCUACUGAAACAAGCACAAGUCAGGACCUCAACGUGUUUCCCAGCUCGGCUCGAAAUGAGAUGAUUGAAACCUCAAUUUUACAGGAUACAAAUACGUCUCCAUGGGCAUGGUCGUCGAAUGCGAGACAGGAGUUGCAGUCAUCAUCGGAUUGUCAGAUGCUGGAUGUGAUGCCUUCACUGAGUGUUGCAAGUGAUCAAUUGGACCCUUCGGCUAGGUUCCAGUCGUCGGAAGACAGUAAUGACGACGAUAUGUACUCUCCGGAGAAUUCAGAGAUCGAUCCCCUUCCAGUCGAACCACCAGGUUACCACUGCGGCUGUUUCAAACAAGGCGCCAGCGAGUUGGUGGAAUCUGGGCUUCGGACCGGUCGAAGCAGAUUCUCAAGUCUUGAUAGUAUUUUGGUCUGUCAAAGGGAGCUACAAAAUCAGGCAGAAGUCAUCCUGCAAUGUCGAUUCUGCCCUCAAUCGGAAGCUAGAGCGAAUAUGCUCAUGAUCAUCAUGGUGACCAUCGAUAGCUUUGUUACGGCACUGGAAGCAAUCUCAUCCGCGGGGGCAUGCGUCGACGAGGAACGAUCACCUUUGGGAAAAGGGCAGAAUGAACUGGGUAGCGGCUUUCAAUCUUAUAUUGAGGCUCUUCCGUUGCUUGUAGGGGGGUUUGUAGUGCCUGUGGAGGAAAAGGCUCGGUUCAUUCGACACGUAUUGCAAGCACGCCUGUCUAUGCUGCUACUGACCAUUCGGCGCAUCCGUGUUUGUACACAGCAGGUCCUUGCUAUAACCCCCUCACGGGGACGGUUGAUGAUGAUGGGGGAAACGGACCGUCGGUUGCAGUUGGUCAUCAUGAAGAUUAGCAUGGUUGGGUGA